CACCUGCUAACGGUGGGUCGCUACACCUACACUUCCGACCAGAGGUUCAGAGCCCUGCACGAGGACGACUCGGACGACUGGGUGCUCAAGAUCAACUACGUACAGACUCGGGACUCCGGAAUGUACGAGUGCCAGAUAUCGACUACACCGCCCAUGUCACACUUCAUACGUCUCAAUGUUGUCAAGCCGUAUACGAGUAUCCUGGGCGGACCGGACAUGUACAUUAACAAGGGGUCGACCAUCAACCUGACUUGUGUAGUGGAGUUUAGUCCGGAGCCACCUGGCUUCAUCUACUGGAACCACAAUAACAAGAUCAUCAGCUACGACUCGACUCGAGGAGGAGUGACGGUGAUCAUCGAGAAAGGAGACGUCACCACCAGUUCGUUGCUCAUUCAGAAGGCGCAGCUGUCAGACUCCGGCCGAUACGACUGCAACCCCUCGAACGCCGCCCCGGCUAACGUCACCGUGCAUGUUCUUAAUGGAGAACACCCGGCGGCGAUGCAGCACGGGGGCCAAGGCACCUACACCUCCUCUUCCCUCAGGAACAUUCUCACGCUCCUGGUGCUCCUUGCCUGCCUCCACACGCUCCUCCAGUAGCUCCUCCGAACACACACACACACACACACACACACACACACACAGCUACAUAACCACUCGAACAAGCCCAUGGCGUCUUCAACAUGCCCAAGGACGUCUCCAACAUACACAAGACAUCUUCAACAUGCCCAAGAACGUCUCCAACAUACCCAAGACAUCUUCAACAUGCCCAAGGACAUCUCCAACAUACACAAGACAUCUUCAACAUGCCCAAGGACGUCUCCAACAUACCCAAGACAUCUUCAACAUGCCCAAGGACGUCUCCAACAUACACAAGACAUCUUCAACAUGCCCAAGAACGUUUCCAACAUACACAAGACAUCUUCAACAUGCCUAAGAACGUCCCCAACAUACACAAGACAUCUUCAGCAUGCCCAAGGACGUCUUCAACAUGCCCAAGAACGUCUCCAACAUAUACAAGACAUCUUCAACAUGCCCAAGAACGUCCCCAACAUACACAAGACAUCUUCAACAUGCCCAAGGACGUCUCCAACAUACACAAGACAUCUUCAACAUGCCCAAGAACGUCCCCAACAUACACAAGACAUCUUCAACAUGCCCAAGAACGUUUCCAACAUACACAAGACAUCUUCAACAUGCCCAAGAACGUCCCCAACAUACACAAGACAUCUUCAACAUGCCCAAGGACGUCUCCAACAUGCCCAAGAACGUCCCCAACAUACCCAAGACAUCUUCAACAUGCCCAAGACACCUGCGGUCCUCUCCAGUAAACCUGAGAAACGCAAAUUAAAUAAGUAAUCCGGACCUUGGCGCGGAGGAGGUUGCAACUCAAGAUGCAGGAAGGUGACAUGUUGGCCCUAAGACACAGAAUACUGGACAGGAUCCUGGCACUGGCCAGGAUUCACAUUCAUUUACGAAACCUGUACAUCUUUUUUCAUUCACGGCGGCUGUGUUUAUCUUAACUAAAGCACUUAGGAAAGCCCCUGGGCAAAUACUGGUUUACAAACAGGGUUUGUUGAUUUACGGAAUAGCUUGAUGGGUAACGUAAUAGACGAGGGAUCACUUGAUUGUUUCAAGCGUAGGAGAGACAUAUAUAUGAAUGAGUUUGGGUUGAUAUAAAUAGGAUCUUCCAUGUAUGGCAGGGUUGUUGUGGAUACGAAUUGUUGUAUGGCUACGUAAAGUGCCACGUAUGGCAAUAUACAUUAAAUUGGCACGAGUGAAUAGUGUACUUAAUGUUUAUGUGAUUAACCAUGGCAGAUUUAUUCAAGAGUUUACAAGCUCUGAGGCCACUACGAAGUAGUUUACACAAUUAAUAUCCUUUGGCAAUGAUGUCUCAAAGCUCGAAAAUUGGUUAAUAUAUGUAAACAACGACUUCUUGAUUGCUAAGAGAGUGAGAGAGAUGUACAGGCUUCGUGAGUGGAUGCGUAAGUGUUUGAAGACUCCAGACCCCAAGUUCCUGAAGUCAGUGACUUUAAGACCGAAACGGGAUAUAUUUAGGGCCCAUGAAUUGGUGAAAGGUCUCCCUUUCGACCUUUUUUCCCCUCGCCAUCAUUGAAGGAAGAAAGGUCUUCCCUCGCCAUCAUUGAAGGAAGAAAGGUGUCUUCCCUCGCUAUCAUUGAAGGCAGAAAGAUCUUCCCUAGCCAUCAUUGAAGGAAGAAAGGUCUUCCCUCGUUAUCAUUGAAGGAAGAAAGGUCUUCCCUCGCGAUCAUUGAAGGAUAAACCGACAAUCUUUUUUUUCCAUCUAGAGUUACGUAAACUGCUUGAAUCGUAAAGCAGUGUUGGAGAAAGUAUCUGGCACUUGAGGGAGUGAAUAUGAGUGAUGGAAUACAUUUCAACAUUCUUUACACUCCAUUCUAUCCAUCUUCCACUCGUUCUUUUCACUACUACUCAUUAUCCCUCAACCACUCAACCAUCCACUAACAACCAUUCAAUUCAACACCACUAUUAACCAACCAGAAAACACUUCAAGAUUAGUUAUUAGCUAACCAGAAAUGCACUUCAAGGAUGGCUAUUAACCCAGAAAUAAAUACUUUAAAUUUGGCUAUUAACCAACUAGAAAUAUUUCAAGGUCACCAUCAGCUCUAUAUGGUGGGUUGUUAGGGGGGUAGAAAUAGCCUAAGCUACUCUAUCCCUUUGAGAUGUAUUUCUUGCUUAUCUCAAUAAACAUACUUGAACUUGAACUUGUGGGCUGUUAACUAAUCAGAAAACUGAUUAGUCAAUGAACUGAUUGAGUUCUUUUGGGUCAUGAAUAUUGCAGAAUGAUGUUAAAAAGAUAAUUGGGAGUGGUGAGGUGUUUUGUAUACAUAUUUCACACAAAACAGACACAUAAACACACACACGCACGCACACACGCACACACACACACGCACGCACACACACACACAUAAUCGAUCAUUUUUUAUAUACCAUUCACAACAGACUACAGUGGAGGAAAACGUUUACAAACUUCAAUAUCACGAAAAUACACAUCAGUUUAUAUCUCGAAAAUUUUCCAAAUUAUUAUAUUUAUAAUGUAAAUAAUGCAUAAUAGAUGUUUAAUGAAAAGCUUGAUAUCUUUUUUUUUACAUGGAAAUUGUACACGAGCAGAACACUGUAGCUAUGUGUGCUAUCUUGUGUAAACAGGAUUGCAACAUAGUGCAUCCAGCAGAUCAUUGCAGUGUACACAUGAGAAUAUUGCAAUGUACAGAUGAUUCCAACACGGUGUACACAAAAUGGCCAAUUGUGUAAAUAGACUUGCCACAUAGUGGACAGAGGAGUCACAAACUAUACACAGGAGCGACUCAUAGUGUACUCAGGAUUGUUAUAUAGGAAUUUAUAGGAUGAAACUUGUGAGCGAGUGAUAAUUACAAUUAGUAAAGAACGGUCAUUACGACUUCAAGGCCAUGGAUGAGGACCAAUGUGUGAAUGUAUCUCAGUGCAAGAAGGCCACAUUGACGACCCGUUCUGAACAUCUCCCAGUGAAACAAAGACGUAAUAACAUACCAAUCCGAAACGUCUUGCAGGGAGACAAGAACGUAACAACGUCCCGUUCAGAACGUCAAAAAUAAGAUGGUAACUUAUUAUAAUGUCACCGUUUCAAGCAAGGACGUAAUACUAAACCCGAUCCAAACGUCUCUCACUGACCGAAGAACCAGAUAUCAGACCUUUACCCUGAAUUUUCCCAUUAGCAAACAACACUAAUCGUUCCCCCCAGCGAACCCUCAAUAGUGAGUGUAAAAGACUGCUGACGUGACGGCGGGACAAUGUAAGUGUAAAAAAAUAAACUUGAUAUGGAAAUAAAGUUAAACUUGAUGUGCAUAAUGGCUGUGUUCAGAGCUUUUUGUAAGGAGCUACGGCAGUCCACUUUCUAAUUUAAGGCAGUCAAUUGAUGGCCAGGUUGAUGAUAAGUGUUGAUUAUAAUGACUCAAUCUCAGCUGGUAAUCAUGAUAUUGAUGAUGAUUUAUGGACUCUACAUUAUUUAAUGAGGAGAACUUUUGUAUUCAAUAUUUCAUAAAUCUCACAAGUGAGGCACCCUGCGGCUGCCUGGCUGAUGUAUGAUGUUUUGUUCUUCUUUUAUUUUAUAUCACUUUGCAAAUAUGUCGACAAGUUUUCUAAUUAAUUAUUUUAUGUUUGUUUACCUUAAUAUAUGUUUGUGUCCCUGCACUCUCGAUAAUUAAUAGUUUUUAAUCCAACAGUGUCACUGUUUAUGUCAUUUAGUAUCAAUUACAUUUUCUCAAAUGAUGUAUUUCACAAAAAUAUGUGAAAAAAGUAUUUUAUGGAAAAUAAACCAUUUUUUUAGUCAAAUGUG
This is a messenger RNA of Procambarus clarkii (red swamp crayfish), 4345 nucleotides long. The record is from RefSeq and is a predicted model, not a curated record. NCBI's taxonomy places the organism in Eukaryota, Metazoa, Arthropoda, Malacostraca, Decapoda, Cambaridae.